Molecule: messenger RNA, 3463 nt
Organism: Fundulus heteroclitus (mummichog)
Lineage: Eukaryota; Metazoa; Chordata; Actinopteri; Cyprinodontiformes; Fundulidae
Gene: hhipl1
Product: HHIP-like 1
Exons: 9
Coding region: 47-2458 (803 amino acids)
Cellular component (GO): membrane
Source: RefSeq, a predicted model, not a curated record
CUGUGCUGCUCUCUCUGUCGCGUCAGUGUUCCCUCAGCUUGCCAUCAUGCAGAGGUAUUCUGCUGAAACUUCAGGCCCACCGGGGCCUUGGAUCAGCCUCCAGGCCGUUGUGUGUAUUUUAUUCCUGGCUGUGACACCUGCAGCACUUCACCCGCAGUGUUUAGACUUUAAGCCGCCCUUUCGUCCGCAAACAGAGCUGGAAUUUUGCGUCAUGUACCAGGAGUUCGGCUGUUGUGAUCGGCAGAAGGACCAGGAUCUAAUGGCCAGAUAUUACCGAAUCAUGGAAAACUUUAAUCAGCAGGGUUUUGAGAGCUGUGCCGGCUUUCUGAUGGAGCUGCUCUGCCAAGAGUGUUCACCGUACGCAGCUCACCUGUUUGAUGCUGAGGACCCCAGCACCCCACUCCGGACCAUCCCAGGCCUCUGUCCCGACCACUGCUCCCAGGUCUGGAGUGAGUGCCGCUCAAUCAUCCCCUUCCUGUCUGAUGACCCGCGUAUACAUCAGGCCAAAGAUGACCAAAAUCGUCUCUGCAAACUCCUGGAGCUGGAUGAUGCUGAUUAUUGCUACCCUCACCUGCUCAGCAAUCGGAAGCUGACCCAGAGCCUGGGCCGAGUCCAGACGGAUUCUGAAGGCUGUCUGCAGCUGUGUCUGGAAGAGGUGGCCAAUGGCCUGAGGAACCCACUUGCUAUGGUACACCCCAAUGAUGGCACGCACCGGUUCUUCGUGGCAGAGCAGGUGGGGCUGGUGUGGGCUUACCUUCCCGACAGAUCCAAGCUGGAUAAGCCAUUCCUCAACAUUACCAAGGCGGUGCUGACAUCAUCGUGGGAGGGAGAUGAGAGGGGUUUCCUGGGAAUGGCUUUUCAUCCCAAAUACAAGUACAAUGGUAAACUGUAUGUGUACUACUCAGUGGAGGUUGGCUUUGAUGAGAGAAUAAGAAUAAGUGAGUUCAGGGUGUCUGCCAACGACAUGAAUCUGGUGGACCACACGUCAGAGCGGGUAAUUCUGGAGAUCGAUGAGCCAGCGUCAAAUCACAACGGAGGGAUGCUACUCUUUGGAGAUGAAGGCUACCUGUACAUUUUCACAGGGGAUGGUGGAAUGGCAGGAGAUCCAUUUGGAAAAUAUGGAAAUGCCCAGAACAAGUCUGCUCUCCUGGGUAAAGUUCUUCGAAUUGACGUUGACAACAAUGAGAGGGGCCCACUGUACAGAAUCCCCACAGACAACCCGUUUAUACACGAGCACGGAGCGCGCCCAGAGGUGUACGCAUAUGGUGUCCGUAACAUGUGGAGGUGCUCAGUGGACCGAGGCGAUCCACAGACCAAAGAGGGGAAGAGUCGGAUCUUCUGUGGGGACGUCGGCCAGAACAAGUAUGAGGAAGUUGAUAUCAUCGAAAGAGGUCGGAACUAUGGCUGGAGAGCUAAAGAGGGAUUCUCCUGCUAUGAUAAGAAGCUGUGCAACAACAGUUCACUAAAUGACGUGGCGCCUAUUUACGCCUACCCUCAUAAGAUGGGCAAGUCUGUAACAGGAGGAUAUGUGUACCGCGGCUGUGAACAUCCCAACCUCAACGGCAUGUACAUAUUUGGAGACUUCAUGAGUGGGCGUCUAAUGAGCCUAAAAGAGGAUAAAAACUCUAGGCAGUGGAAGUAUAAUGAAAUCUGCAUGGGAAUGGGCCUAACCUGUGCCUUUCCUGGACUCAUCAACAACUACUAUCCGUACAUCAUCUCCUUCGCUGAGGAUGAAUCUGGAGAGCUUUACUUCAUGUCCACAGGAACACCGAGUGCCACGUCUCCUUCAGGGGUCAUUUAUAAACUGGUGGAUCCGUCUAGACGUGCUCCGCCAGGACAUUGCCACUACGACCCCCUUCCUGUCUUGGUUAAAAGUAACCUCAUCCCGUUUGUUCCGCAGGAAACUCUGUUUGGAGUUGAAUUGCCUGCUGAAAAGUCUGGACCUGAACCUACAAAGGCCGACGAUUGGCUGCUGGAGCUCCUAGAUCAUCUUAGUGAAAGAGGACGAGCCCUGACCACCCCCGCUCCAGUCAGAACCACCAAAUCACCCCAAAGUACAUGGAGGAAAGGUCGAGGACGGAAAGGAAAAACCAGAAACAUGUCUGAGCUUCAGAACGGGACCGUGAGGCUGGUCGGGGACAGAACCCACGGAGACCGUGGGCGAGUGGAGAUCUACGUUCACGGGGCGUGGGGCACCGUGUGUGAUGACUUGUGGUCAAUGAAGAACGCCGAGGUGGUGUGCCGACAGCUGGGAUUCCAGUACGCCCUAAAAGCUGCCAGGAAUUCUGAGUUUGGAGAAGGAAAGGAGCUGCCGAUUCUCCUGGACGACGUUCACUGCAACGGCACAGAAUCCAACCUGUUAAAUUGCACCCAUGCUGGAGUGGGGAACCAUAACUGUGCUCACUACGAAGAUGCCGGAGUGAUCUGUGGAAACGCCAAACCUGCUGCAGAAACUUAGAACUCAGCAACAGCAAGAAAAGAGCCAAUUACCAUAAAACAAAACUUCAGGAUUCCCUCUGAUACAUGUCCUCAAAGUCUCCUCCAAGGGAAGAAAUCUUUAUGAAGUCAGGAUAAAACUCUUCAGAUAUUCAAGCUGCCUUAAAUAUAUAAUGGACGAUUUUUCUGGAAAUGUAGGAAAGAAUCACUCAAGUCCCUUUUUGCAUAACUGCGCCCAUGCUCAGGACCAUCUUACCUGCUCCUCAGGGGGAAUUGCAAGAAGAAAAUCUCCCAAAUCCACUCUGGUCUUAUUUCUUUCUUCUGAAGCCUUCCUCUUCCUCUCAUUAGCUUGUCGGGACUUUCAGCCAUUUACAAAGUACACCGUGAGAGCAUCGGCGCUACAAUGUACAAGGAACGAGCACGCAUGUUGGUGUUAGGUGAGCGCCUCACAAUUAUUGGCAUGGGGGACAACCAACAGAUAAGAUGAUCCCCAGAACUCAACGAUGGAAGAGAUCGUCCAUUAUACCUUUAAGUCCAGCAAAAUAAAUUAAAUUCACAACAAAACCCGUCUCAAGGUUUUACAUUAAGCUAAAUAUGUGGAUCCAAUUCAAAUUCAGUCCAAGUCAUUCCACUCGUGAAUACACUAGACUCAGAUCCAGUAAAGGCCCAGUUCAGUGCACCUUAGCUCCAGUACCAGUCCAAUUUAGUGCAAAUAUAAUGUGAUCAGUAAUAUUUAUAUAAAACCUAUGCCAACAGCACUGGGGAUCGUCUCCUAACAUAAAUUUGUUUCAGAUCUUAUGAUAGAGCCACUGCCUAACACCAACAGCUUGAUCUUGGUUAUAAUCAAUUACAAUUAAAUGUUUAAAUAAAAGACUUCUUAGCUUUUCACGUCAAUGCAUUAUCGGUUUCUCCUAAAUUUCUCCUAUUUCCAGAUGUGUUUUGCUGAAUGGCUGUUCUGUUAAUAAUGUGUUCUGUGAUUUGAAUAAAACUGUCCAGUUAACCACAGUUGAACCAAAUGGGACCCUUU